Messenger RNA from Striga asiatica, 321 nucleotides. The record is from the annotation of a GenBank genome assembly. Lineage: Eukaryota; Viridiplantae; Streptophyta; Magnoliopsida; Lamiales; Orobanchaceae.
AUGCGAACCUUCAUGGGUAAAUCCAACCCUGAUGACGAAGUAUGCAGGCACACGCCCAGGUCUGCUGAACCUGUAUGCAUAGUAAAGGAAGCCAUGAGUGCAUUGGCAUUACCAGUAAUAAUGAACAGCAACCUUGGGUACGAGCAUAGCUUUCCAUUAUGCAUAUCGUCCCAAACAACUUCGUCCCCAAUCGAGUCAUCCUCGCCAAGACGUGCAGCAACUCGCCUAUCAUACUUAACAGCUGCUUCCAGAAGAAUCUCAAAAUCUUCAUCGGCGGUCCUGCAUAAAAAUAUUGUUUUCUACCCAUUCAUGUCAAUCUAA